AUGUAUCUUUGCGAUCAAUUGUCAGAGCUACAGAUUCGCUUGAAGAGCUUAAAUUAUUCUGUCGAGAACGAGAUAGAGAUUAAAGAAGAAUUCAAAUCUAUCAUCAAGAAACAUAUCAGAUUAAUGGGAUAUGCAAACGCUUUGGCUCGAAACCUCAAAGAAUAUUUUCUGAUUCAAAAUCUAGCAGUCACCGCUGAAUUAUGUCUAAACGCAUUAAUGGCUUCUAUGAGUACAGGUAUAGCUUUAGCAGCUUAUGAAUCUAGCUGGAUAUCCUGGCCAUUGGAUAUGCAAAAGGAUCUUCUGCUGGUAAUAACAGCAGCCCAAAGAAGUUUCAAGCUAACUGCUGGAGGUAUAGCGUACAUGUCAAUGCCGACAUUUGCGCAGGCUCUUUACAAUGGAUAUUCCGUAUUUGCUGUUUUAAGGGAUGUUAUCAAUUGA
Messenger RNA from Diatraea saccharalis (sugarcane borer), 438 nucleotides. NCBI's taxonomy places the organism in Eukaryota, Metazoa, Arthropoda, Insecta, Lepidoptera, Crambidae. The record is from the annotation of a GenBank genome assembly.